AUGGCCGUCAUCGGAAGUGGAAUCAGAGCAUUUGCAAAGGCGAACGCCGUUUGCUGCCAGGUCGCGUCGGGCUGUAGUUUCCUGCUUGCCUUGGCGCUCAUUAUUGGCGGAUCCAUCUUGGUGGAUAAGAACAAGGAGGAAUUGCCCUGGGACGCUCUCUGCGAUGACUUUGAACAACACCACAAUUUGCAGUCUGGAGCUUCCAGAAGUAGCAUCAGCAUUGUAUUUUGUUUCCUUGGCAGGCAGUUUGCGGCAGGUGUUGCUAUGGUUUUCUUUGGGUGUGUUGCCUUGGUAGCAGCCUCCAUAAUGCUAUGCUGUGCCUGUGGCUUCGCCGCCUUUGGGAACACGUCGAAAUCGGAGGUCGCCACUAGCCCCUACCCGCAGACGGUAUGUCCAUGUCAUAUGCAGCCGGGAGGCUAUCCAACUCAACCCGUGGCGACGAUGGUGUACCCGAUGGGGAACGCACAAACGCCCACACCCAUUAGCUUGAAUCCGUAUCUUCAACAGACUGAGACGGAGGGCGCGCACUACCCCACUGCACCCGGUCUAAGGCCGCCGCCGCCACUGAAUUCAACGCUGCCUCCGUACGAACAGGCGGUCGCACCUUAUCCACCGUCGGCUCCUGUCCAAAAGUAUUAA
Mesocestoides corti is the source of this 639-nucleotide messenger RNA. Lineage: Eukaryota; Metazoa; Platyhelminthes; Cestoda; Cyclophyllidea; Mesocestoididae. The record is from the annotation of a GenBank genome assembly.